This is a messenger RNA of Mycetomoellerius zeteki, 4453 nucleotides long. RefSeq names its product GATA zinc finger domain-containing protein 14. Lineage: Eukaryota; Metazoa; Arthropoda; Insecta; Hymenoptera; Formicidae. The coding region runs from base 173 to 4399 and encodes 1408 amino acids. The record is from RefSeq and is a predicted model, not a curated record. The transcript is spliced from 3 exons.
UUAAGAAUUUGCGCGGAUUUUCGCAAUGUGACAACAAAAUAGUUGUUCAAGCUCGAGUCGAAGCUUGUAAAUAAAACCUCAAGCAUUCUCAAGUGACUUUAAACUGUAUAUACAAUCACGUAAAGAUAACCUAGUUGUUUUUUCAUCGUGUAGAACACAUUUCUUCAUAAACAUGGCCAAGAGAAAAUCCUUCAAUCGUGUAUCCCGACGAUACUCCAAGCAUAGAUCCACCGACUCCUUCGGUUCUGGACAUCUCGAUCCUGAUACAGCCAUCGUAGAUGAAGAACAAACAUUUUGGUGGAAUAACUUGGAGGAGAAUACGUUCCCUCCGCAUUCCAUAAUUUACAAUGAAAAUGAAACGGCUAGGCAGCUGAGUGCCAAUUCAAGGAUUGAUUCUAGUCAGAGUUCCGUUGCUACAGGAUGGUGGAAAAAUUUGGACUCUGAUAACGAACCCAUUGCUUCAACAAGCUCAAGGCGUAGUGCAGCAAUAAUUAAAAGAAAAAUAUUGCAAACUUCGUCAUCUGAGUCAGAGAAAGAGCUUGAUUUAAGAAAGAGGAAGGUUCGUUUAAAAGCAAAUAAUAGGAAGAGUGUCAACAAUGCCUUUUCAAAUGCUUUGAAUGAUUCCGAGGAAACUAUGCCAUUACAAUUGUGGAUGAAACAAGUCCACUCUGAAGUACAUAGCGAUUCAGACAAUGAAUCUUCACAAAGAAGGUUGCAGGAAAAUGAAGAGGAUAGUAAUUCGAGCUCAACUUCGAAGAUUUUGAAAUCAAAGCCAAAUAUUUUUAGAACAAGAAGAAGUGGAGGUGGUAGGAAAGAUCAGAACGCUUUUCAGGAUGUACUAUCGGAAGAUGAUGUUUUGAAUGGCAGCACUGCUAAAACAUCAGUCGCAUUCGAAAAGGAAUCCUCGAAGUGCCGAAAUAUUAAUACGAGUAAAGAUCAUAUUGACGAUCAAAGGGAAUCAAUAAGAGCGGUAGAAAAUAUUGAAACUGGUUCUUUAACUCCAAAUGUUGAGAAGGUAGUGCCUCGGAAUAAUGCUGAGAUUGUUCAAAGUAGCGAUGAAAGCAUCGUUAUACAUUACCAAGAUGUAAAAUUUAAAUCUCGCUUUAUGCAGCAAACGCGGAAAAGCAUAGGAAAAAAUGCCUUUGCAGAUGCUCUAAUUGAUGACAGUAACGCAAGUUUGUCUACAUCUAAUCCAAAUAAGGAAAACAGUAGAUCUUUAAUGUCACGAUCAUUACCUUUAAGAAGAUCUAAGACCAACAUCGAUAUUAUACCUGAAAGUUCAACAAUUCGUAAAAGUUCAAGAUCAUCUUUAAAUAUAGCUAAAAAGCAGCAAUCAGACAUAUCUGUGCAAGACAAAGAUAAUAUUGAAACAAAUUUGAGCAACUCAUACUUGGAUAAUGAUGAAUCCCGCAGAACGAAAAGGUCCGUAUUUUUUAACCCAAAAUCAAAAAUUCUAAACUAUUCCCGUAAGCGCUCAACUAAUCCGUUCGAAGAAAUUUUUAAGCAAGGUAAUACCGGUGAUAGAAGAAGUAAUGUUUCAACUGAAGAUGAUCGUGCUUCUUUUGAGCGAGAAACUACAAGGAUUAACCAGGAACGUAAAUCUUUAGUAGCACAGAAAGACCCACAAUCAGAAAAGAGUAAUACUACGAAUGAGGAAGAUUUUUAUGAAAUAUCUCUCCAGGUGUCACCAAACGUCGAAAAAAGUAGAUCUAAGGAAUCUAAUAUAUUACCGGAAGACGAGAAUAAACUAUUAGAAAACAGCGAUCUCAAUAAUACAUCAAAAUCAAUUUCUCAAAAGAAUGUAAUAGCUAAAUCGUCAGAAGAAAAGAUUUCCAGCCGCAAGUCUAUUAGGGAAAAAACUUUGAAGGAACCUGCACAUGCAAACGCAAUAUCGCCCGUCGGUAGAUUAAGUACUAAUGAGACAGUAAUACAAGAUGUAAGUGACGAUGCUGACGUAGAUGUAAAUAUAUCCGAAUCAAGUUCUGAUAAUGAAACUCGUUUGGCGCGUAACAGUUUAAGAAAUCGGUCUGAAACACCUGAGAAUAUAGAAGUACAUGAAGUUAAUGAUAAUUUACACAAUGCAAGUAGAGAACAUGAUUCAAGUACGCUCAAACGAUUGUCUAAAUUAAUCCCUACUAAGGAAGCUCGUUUGACGCGUAACAGUUUAAGAAUUCGGUCUGAAACACCAAAGCCUGCAAAUAUAGAAGUACAUGAAAAUAUUAAUAAUUCGCGCAAUGAUGUAAAUAAAGAACACGAUUCGAAUAUGUUCAAACGAUUGUCCCAAUUACGCCCUAGUAAGGAAGUUCGUUUGACGCGUAACAGUUUAAGAACUCGGUCUGAAACAUCUGUGAAUAUAGAAGUACGUGAAGAUAAUGAUAAUUUACACGAUGUAAGUAGAAAACAUGAUUCGAGUAGGCUCAAACGAUCGUCUAAAUUAAGCCCUAGUAAGGAAGCUCGUUUGACGCGUAACAGUUUAAGAACUCGGUCUGAAACUCCUGGGAAUAUAGAAGUACGUGAAGCUAAUGAUAAUUUACACAAUGCAAGUAGAGAAGAUGAUUCAAAUAUGCUCAAACGAUCGUCUAAAUUAAGCCCUAGUAAGGAAGCUCGUUUGACGCGUAACAGUUUAAGAACUCGGUCUGAAACACCUGGGAAUAUAGAAGUACGUGAAGCUAAUGAUAAUUUACACAAUGCAAGUAGAGAAGAUGAUUCAAGUACGCUCAAACGAUCGUCUAAAUUAAGCUCUAGUAAGGAAGCUCGUUUGAUGCGUAAUAGUUUAAGAAAUCGGUCUAAAACAUCAAAGCCUGCGAAUAUAGAAGUACAUGAAGAUAUUAAUAAUUCGCGCAGUGAUGCCAAUAGUAAACAUGAUUCAAAUAUGCUCGAACAAUUGUCCAAAUCAAAUCCUAGUAAGGAAGGUCAUUUGACACAUAACAAUUCAAGAAAUCAAUCUGAAACACUGAAACCUACGAGUAAAAAUAUGGAAGUCUCUAAGCGAUCUAUGAAUUUGAUCGCCGAUGUUGAAGAAGACAAUAAUGUAAAUGUAGACUCAGAAACAAGUGAUGAUAUAUCGUACACAAUAACGAGAGCAAAUAUACAUUCUAAAGGUAAUACAAAUAUAGGAACACAGAAAAGCAUUUUAUCAACUGAAAAAGAAACGAUUGAUGACGAAGAUGCAGAACCUGCGAUACAAACAAUUCAGCGAAAUUCUUUGACAAAACCUGGAACAAGUAAGAAAGAUCAUUUGACGCAUAACAAUUCAAGAAAUCAAUCUGAAACACUGAAACCUACGAGUAAAAAUAUGGAAGUCUCUAAGCGAUCUAUGAAUUUGAUCGCCGAUGUUGAAGAAGACAAUAAUGUAAAUGUAGACUCAGAAACAAGUGAUGAUAUAUCGUACACAAUAACGAGAGCAAAUAUACAUUCUAAAGGUAAUACAAAUAUAGGAACACUGAAAAGCACUUUACCAACUGAAAAAGAAACGAUUGAUGACGAAGAUGCAGAACCUGCGAUACAAACAAUUCAGCGAAAUUCUUUAACAAAACCUGGAACAAGUAAAACAAUAAAUCGGCAAAGUGUGCAGAGUUCAAAUAGAACCAGCAUUAAGGACAGAGAAAUUGCACAUAGACAAAAAAGUUUGGGCAAGUCUCAAAACUAUCGCAAUACGCCGACUAAAUCGUCAAGUAAAGAUAUUUCUUCCAAUAAGCAAAGUUCAUCUAAGACACUAAAGAAAAUAGAUGAUUUUUUCAAAAUAAAAGAAACUUUGACGAAACAACUAAGCGAACCCUCGCAAAAGUCGCCAGUCUUUGACAGUGAGAAAAUGAAGAAGAUUAAAAUGGAAUUGGAAAAGCUGAAGAGUCGCGAGAUGGCCGCGAUGAAAAUAAACCCGAUCGAUAAGAAAGAAUUUGCAGUAAAAAAUGAAAGAAUGAAAUUUGUUAUACCUAAACAAGAUACGAAGAAGAAAAAGAAGCCGCUCAUAAAUUCUACGGUAGUAGUGGAUAAGGCAUUUCUAAUAAAUGGAAAGGUGUAUAGACCACCAAGGCUUCCUCGUCCGAAACAUUGGGUCACAGAUCGUCUUUACAAGUUUCUGUGGAAACACUUGGAACCAAAGUACAAACUGGCCACGAGAGUGAAAUCCGAGAAAUUCGUGCAGGAAUUAGCUAAGGUAGUAGCUAUUAUUGAACGUCGUAAGAGUUACGAAAAUUAUAAGACCGAAUUAAAGACUCUGAUGAAGGAAAUGGCUCGUUUGAAACUUAUCGAUACUCGUAUGGACUUUUAUCAUUUCUGUCAGGAUUUUUUACCGUAUGAAUUUCGUGUUAAAGUUAUACCUAUGCUAUUACCCGGCAAUAAAAGUAAUAUUCCCUUCAAUCCAGAAAAUGUGCAUACUCCUUUACUUGAUACCGAAUGAGUAAUCAUAGAAAAUGUAAUUACAAUACGAUAGAAUAUAUUAAUUAUGUUUAAG